UGAUGUUAAAACGUGAAUAAGGUGGUGAGGUUGUGAAAACAGUGAAUAGUUAACGGCAAAGAUUGGUGUAUCUUUACAAGAUGGUGCUGGAAAGUACAAUGAUAUGUGUCGACAACAGCGACUACAUGAGAAAUGGAGAUUUUUUGCCAACUCGUUUACAAGCUCAACAAGAUGCAGUUAAUUUAGUAUGUCAUUCUAAGACCCGUUCAAAUCCUGAAAAUAAUGUUGGUCUUAUAACACUUGCCGAAUCUUCGUCUAGCGUUCAAGUUUUAGCAACUCUUACGAGCGAUGUUGGAAGAAUACUUUCUAAGCUUCAUCAAGUUCAACCAAAUGGACACUUAUGUUUAGUCACAGGAAUUAGAAUUGCACAUUUAGCGUUAAAGCAUCGACAGGGUAAGAAUCACAAGAUGCGAAUAGUAGCAUUUGUUGGAAGUCCAGUGGAUAUAGAUGAAAGAGAAUUGAUCAAGCUAGCAAAGCGACUUAAAAAAGAAAAGGUCAAUGUAGAUAUAAUAAGUUUUGGGGAAGAAAGCAUUAAUAACGAAAUUUUAACAGCUUUUAUCAAUGCGUUAAAUGGUAAAGAUGGGACUGGUAGCCACCUUGUCACUGUACCACCUGGCCCACAUUUAUCGGAUGCUUUGAUCUCUUCUCCUAUUAUUCAAGGAGAAGAUGGAAUGGGUGGGGCAGGAAUGAGUGGCGCUGCAUUUGAAUUUGGUGUUGAUCCUAAUGAAGAUCCUGAACUGGCAUUGGCAUUACGUGUUUCCAUGGAGGAACAACGUCAAAGACAAGAAGACGAAGCACGUAGAGCGCAAGUUACUGAAGAUGUUCAGAACAAGCAACCUGAAACUAUUAAGGAAGUAACUAAUGAAGAAGCAAUGCUAAAACGAGCAUUGGCAAUGUCACUCGAAGGAGCUGAAGAAACAACGUCGUCUACUGCUGAUAAUACUGCUCCAACUACUGCUAAUAUACCUGAUUUUGCUAAUAUGUCAGAAGAAGAACAAAUUGCUUUUGCAAUGCAGAUGUCAAUGCAAGAUCAACAAGAUCUCGAAACGCAGAAAGAAGAAGCAAUGGAAGUAGAAGAAGAUUAUAGUGCUGUUAUGUCAGAUGCUGCAUUUUUACAAUCGGUUUUAGAAAAUUUACCUGGUGUUGAUCCACAGUCGGAAACUGUUCUACAAGCAGUUGGUUCCCUACAACAAAAUAAGGACAAAGAUAAAGAUAAAGAUAAAGAUAAUGCUAAAGAAAAAGAAAAAGACAAGAAGUAAAGGGAGCAUUUUAGAAAUACAUACAUAUAUAUAUAUAUAUAUUUGUACUAGAUAUUAUUUCUACUUUCCAUUUGGGUGUUACAAUUUUAUGCUUCUUCACAUUUAUGCAAAUUACGUUUAUCACAAGUGCGUGUAUAUAACCAUGAAAACGAAUACUAACGUAUUGAUUGUAUAAUUAAAAAUGAUAUGAUUACAAAAAGAACAAAAAAAAUAAUAAUUAUACAUUCGUAUGUAUUUUUAAUUUUAUUCAAAGUAAAUCUCAUGUGUUAUCAAUGCAA
Polistes canadensis is the source of this 1537-nucleotide messenger RNA. RefSeq names its product 26S proteasome non-ATPase regulatory subunit 4 (gene Rpn10). Gene Ontology annotation, cellular component: cytosol; proteasome regulatory particle, base subcomplex; nucleus. The coding region runs from base 81 to 1259 and encodes 392 amino acids. The record is from RefSeq and is a predicted model, not a curated record. Gene Ontology annotation, biological process: proteasome-mediated ubiquitin-dependent protein catabolic process. Gene Ontology annotation, molecular function: polyubiquitin modification-dependent protein binding. NCBI's taxonomy places the organism in Eukaryota, Metazoa, Arthropoda, Insecta, Hymenoptera, Vespidae. The transcript is spliced from 6 exons.